Molecule: messenger RNA, 2598 nt
Organism: Bombus huntii
Lineage: Eukaryota; Metazoa; Arthropoda; Insecta; Hymenoptera; Apidae
Gene: Polr1F
Product: ankyrin repeat domain-containing protein 26
Exons: 4
Coding region: 220-2328 (702 amino acids)
Biological process (GO): DNA-templated transcription initiation
Cellular component (GO): RNA polymerase I complex
Source: RefSeq, a predicted model, not a curated record
UAUACUACAAUUUUAUGCUCUGAAUAAUCAAAUAUUAAAUUUUAUUCCAUAUUUAAAUAAAAAUUUUAGGCAAGAUCGUGUCUUGGGAAAUGUGAAUAUUGUCAAUAAUCUAUAGAACCGGCAAAACACUGGUUUAACCUCAUUACGUUUUUUGCAUUAAUGCAUGUGAUUUUGCGCGGGAGACUAAGAUUAAUAUAUUUAUUAUAUUAAUCAGUUAAUAUGAAAUUUAAAGCGUAUACCGGAAUUACAUGGUCCGUUUUGGAACUUACGGGCCUUAUAGAAGAUGAAGAUUCUUGCGUUUAUUUUGAGAAAUUUAAGAAACAUAUUGGUUUACAUCCAUUUCACUUAACGAACUUAAAUACCGCGUUAAAUGAAAUUUUAAGUUCGAAUUUGAAUUCCUACGAUCCUGACUUGAAAGGAUUUUUAUUGGCUUAUAAAAACCCUAAAUUAUUAACACCUUUGGGAGAAAUAUUUUAUGAUACAUGUUUUAUUCAUGUUGAUACUGAAGCAGACUUCUAUAUAUUUAGACCAGAAGUUGGAUGUACAUUGAAAGGGUUUGUAGGAAUAGUGAAUAAAAAGGGGCUAGAUCACAUUGGGAUUCUCGUACAUAAGGCAUUUAAUGUAUCAAUUCCAAAACCAGAUGACGAAGAAAAUUGGCCAGGUGAUAAUCUUGAAAUUGGGCAAGAAGCAAGAUUUGUAAUAACACUUCUUGAUUUUAAUAGUAAAUUACCUUUUAUUCGUGGUGUCUUAAAUGCAGAUGAUUAUUUACGUGGUUGUAGAUUAAUGCUAAAAAGCAUUAGUAACAAAAGAUUAUCUUCUGAGAAUACUAUUCAAAAUAAUAAUCAGGUUUUGGAAAAAAAUGUUAAGCAUACUAAAAAUCAUACAUUUUUUGCAACUGAUUCUGAAAAUACCACUGAUGAAGAUGUAGCAGAAGUAAAGAAAGAAACUGUCCAAUGGAAAAAAUCAGAAAAGAAAUUAAAACAUGAAGAAUCAAUCACAUACAGUGAAAAGAAGAAGAAAGAUAAGAAACAUGAUAAAGAGUUUAAAGAAUUAAAUGAAUCUAAACCUAAAUCGAUCAAGGUAGAAACUGUACAUGAUCACUAUACGAAUAAUCUUUCCUUAAAUAGUAAAUUAAUGGAAAAUGAAGAAUUAGAAUCUAUUAAUUUAAAAAGUAAAGUUAAGAAAAGAUCCAGAGUUCAACAUUCUCAAAGUUGGAUAAAUGAAGAUAAUGAUGAAGAGCCUGCACAACAUUUACCUAGCAAAAUAUCAAAUAAAUCUAUUUUAGAAUCUAAGGAUGAUAUCAUGAAAAUUAAGGUCGAACAUAAUGUAGUGAUUGGAAGUGAUAUUGAAAUUAUACCUGAAAAUAAGCCCAAGCUAGAGAGAAAAUCUAUGAAAAGAAAGAGUUUAGAUGAUAGUGAUACUUCCUUAGCUGAUUUGAAUGCAGAUAAAUGCAUAGUAAGUUCAAGGAGUAUAAAUAAAAGAAAUUCAAAGAAAAUAAAAAUGGAAGAACCGAAUGAUAAAUACACACAUGAAGUAAGCGAUGAUGCACAAGAUUCCCCAAAGAAGCAAUUUAAGAAACAUAGAAAUUCUUUAAAGUUGGAAACCUCUGAAAGUGACCAAGUCUCAAUAAAAAGAUCUAAUAUUUUAGAUUCUGAAGUUGUGUUUCAAAAUAUAAAAAUUAAGAAAGAGAAAAUUAUUAGUGAAUCUGAAAACACCCAAGACGAAGAUUAUGUAGAAAUAAAUAAAAUGUCAGAAAAGGAUCCUGACUUAAACACAUUUAGUUCUACUUAUGAUGUAGAAGAAGAUAAAAAUAAUGCUAUUAAAAAGAAACGGAAAAAACAUUCGAAGAAUGUUAUUAUAGAUACAAGCACAAUCAAAGUAGAACCUGAAUCUGAAGACGUAAUUAAAAUAGAAUAUGGAUUUGAAGAAACUGCAAUUAAAGUGGAAAAUUUGAAUAAUGAUGAUGAUAUACAUGAAGACGUCUAUUCAGAACAAGAUGUAAAAGCAACGACUAGUUCACCUAGGAAAAAACAUAGUGUCAACUUGAGUGAUGAUAAUAAUAGAAGUAACAUAAAACGUUCGAAAAAGAAAGAAGUAGAUAAAGAGAUACACAGUGGAAAAGUAAAAACGGAGAAAUUUGUAGUAAUUGAUGGAUCGGAUAUUGACAACAAUGAUGCUAAUCUUCAAAAUACCGAAAAAAAGAAAAAACAUAGUAAGCGAUCAUUACAUAAACAACUAAAUAAAUCUAGGGAAUUUGAAUCAGGUAAUGAGUCUGAGUUUGACUUUAGGAAUGUUAAAAUUAAAACCGAGAGGUUUUCAGAUAGUUAGGAAGAUAAGAAAAUACAUAUACAAUUACUAAAAAUUAAACUGUAACACAUAAUUUCAUUUUAUCUUUCUUUUUUUAAGAAAGACAUACUUAAAGUCACAUAUACGUACAUAAAAAAGGUUAUAACAAACAUACAAUAUGACAUAUUUACAAGAAUAUAUAUGUAUAUAUAUGAAUUUUAUUUUGCUAUGCUAGCAGUGACCAUAUUGAACAUAUUUUGUACAUGUUACUGAUAGAUUAUUUUUUUAUUCCAUGAAUUUUAUAUGAGUAAA